This is a messenger RNA of Syngnathoides biaculeatus (alligator pipefish), 4665 nucleotides long. RefSeq names its product lymphocyte cytosolic protein 2a (gene lcp2a). Gene Ontology annotation, biological process: cell surface receptor protein tyrosine kinase signaling pathway; intracellular signal transduction. The transcript is spliced from 33 exons. Bases 46 to 2289 code for a protein of 747 amino acids. NCBI's taxonomy places the organism in Eukaryota, Metazoa, Chordata, Actinopteri, Syngnathiformes, Syngnathidae. Gene Ontology annotation, molecular function: protein binding. The record is from RefSeq and is a predicted model, not a curated record.
UUACAGUACUGGGAAGUCUUCAAGCGGCGAGGCAGACCACGCAGGAUGAGCGGCGGCCGAGUGCCAUCCCGGUCGGAGGUCGCGGAGUGGAACCCUCAGCAGCUGGCCGACUACCUGCGGAAGAUGAAUCUGACUGACUGUGACAGAACCGUGCUGAAGUACUCCAUCACCGGAAAGCGGUUUGUGAACCUGACUGACAACGACCUGCAGAAAUUCCCCAAACUUCUUACGCCGAUCAUUUCGAAGUUGAGUGCUGAUAUCGGCAAGAAAGAAGAAAAACGAAGCCUCUUUGGUAAAAAAAGCAUGACACCUAGAUUUCCAGAACCAGUUUGUGACGUUAAAGGAUCGUGUGACAAUCAAUCUGACGACGACGACGACGUCAACGAUUAUGAGAGUCCCAACAGUUGCAGCGAGGAGAGCGGCCAGAGUGACUACGAGGAACCCAACGACGACGUGGACGCGGCCGAAGCGGAACAUUACGAACCUCCACCCUCUGAACCCUCGGAGGACUUGGCCAACAAGCUGCGCAGCGUCGUCCACCACAGAAACUCCGAAUACAUUGACACAGAUAAACGCGCCUCAUCCGGAGGUCCGCCGCCUGCUGUCUGCCCUCGACCACCUGUGGCAUCACGUUCUGCGCUGUCGCCUUGGCCAGCUGAGUCCGGUCAAGAUCACUCUCCACAGUCUAGUCGACGAGCAUCAGAGAAGUUACCUCGAGGACCGCCGCAGAUCUUCCGGAGCAACAAACCGGGAUGGAAUCCAUCUCCCAUUCGAGGUCCUCAAGUGGCAGUGAGGCCAGGCUUCCCCUCUCGAAGGCCUCAGGCGGACGUCCCGGAUUGCGUGAGAAGGUCCAACCCGUUCGCGUCGCCGUCUCCUUCCUCCCCGGCCUCCGUCGGCAGGAGCAACUCCUCCGUCGGGCCUCCGCCUCCCGGCAGGAUCGAUGGCAUAAGGGAGCACACGCACGACGAUGUACCCAAACCCGGCAUACUCCCUCUCCUUCAUAACACUCUGCACCCCCGCCCGACACCCCCCGCCCGCCACGGGGUCAGGGCAAUGCCUCUCAAUGUCUCUUCUGCUACUGAUGCUGAAGGCUGGGAUGAUGACGAGUUUGAUGACGACGAUACUGGUUACGAGAAUCCACACAGCGGCAGCGAGGACAGCGGCAAGAGCAGCGCCGCCGACGACGACUCAAACGACACGGACUGGGCCGACAAUUACGAACCGCCUCCGACAGAACCUUCGGAAGCGCUGACUCACAAGCUGCUCCCCGUCCUGCCCAGCGGAGAAGGCAAUUACAUCGAUAACAUUGAUAAAUAUGUGUCCUCCAGAGGCCCGCCGCCGCCGGUCAGUCUUCGGCCCCCGGUCUCUUCGCUUCCACCUCUAUCACCCCGCUUACCAGGUGAGACGUUGUCCGGUCGAGAUCACUUGCCGCACCCCGCCGGGCAAUCACUUCCAGGAAAAUUGCUUCCUGGGCCACCGCAGAUUUUCCGGGAAAAGAAACCAGGUCGAAACCCGUCUCCCAUUGGAGGUCACAACACUGAAGAGAGGCCGCCCGCACACUCUCCAAGGCCGCAGGCGGAUGUUCCCGACCCCGCCGGCAGGUCCAAACCUUCCGGGCCUUACCCUUGUUCGUCGGCCUCCGUGACGAGGAGCAACUCUUCCGUCAGGCUUCCUCCUCCCACCAGGUUUGACGGAAUAAGAGAGCAAAUACACAAUGAUGCGCCCAAACACAACACGUUCCCCCUUCAUAAAAAUCCGACUCUUCGACCAGCAACCCCUGGUCGCCACGGAGACAGCUUGCCUCCUGGUAACACUGCUGCCGGUUCACUCCCGUUCACUCCUGCCCAUGCCAACAACAGGAGCAACUUUUCUGGAUCAGACCGUUUUCGUCCUCCACCACAAAAACCUCCGAACAAACAGGGAAUGGACCCUCGCUGGUAUGUUGGUAAUGUGAGCAGGGGUCAAGCAGAAGGAUACUUAAAACAAGUCAGUAAGGACGGGGCGUACCUAGUGCGGGACAGCUCCCGCCAGAAGUCCAACCAGCCCUACACACUGAUGGUCCUCCACCAGAACAAAGUUUACAACAUCCAGAUCCGCCAUGAGGACAAGCAGUUCCAACUCGGAACGGGACUCAAGGCCCAAGAGUCCUUUCCCUCGGUGUGUGAUAUGAUCAAAUACCACUCCCAGUGUCAUCUGCUCCUCAUCGACGCCAAGAAGCGCUGCUCGGGCCAGCAGAACCAGUGCCUGCUCUCAGAGCCAGCAGGAAUUUACGUGUCUGGAUCCCACUGAGACCUUACAAUAUUCGAGUAAAACGAUCAAGAGCCAUUCUGGUUCAAACUGGUUUCUUUGUUGUCCACGUAGAAUUCCCCCCACUCCUUGAAUUUGUUGUCUCCUUUUGUCAAAGCGCUUAAGAUUCAAGAUCGCACAGUGGUGCCUUGAGUUCGAAUUUUUCAAGGUAGAGGACAUCGAUCUAUUUUUUUUUUGCUCUGACCUGCAAGGGCAAACUUGUGAUACGAGCACGUUACAGCAAGGGGGAGUUUGGCAGACAUAACCAGUAAAUAUUCAGAAAAAAAAUUGGCUCCUAGCUAACAAUUAGCAUCAUCCAUGUGGUGUGUGUUCAAACCUUUUAGGCAACGGAUAGAAGAACACAAAGGCUGGAGCAAGACAUGUAGACAGAUAAAACAGCAAUACUCAUAGGCAUAUAUUCUUUAUCCUCAGAGAAGAACGACUAGAAUUCCUGCCAUAUAUUUUUAUAAAGUAAAAUCGAGGAUGGACAAGGAAUAAAUUAACCUCAUAUCACAAGGCAGGUGGCAUGGCGGCACAGCUGGUAAAGCAUUGGACUCACUGUUCUGAGGUCCCGGGUUCAAUCCCGGACCCGCCUGUGUGGGUUUUCUCCGGGCACUCCGGUUUCCUCCCUCAUCCCAAAAACAUGCAACAUUAAUUGGACACUCUAAAUUGCCCAUAGGUGGGAUUCUGAGUGCGGCUGUUGUCUGUCCCUAUGUGCCCUGCGAUUGGCUGGCAACCAGUCCAGGGUGUACCCUGCCUCCUGCCCAUUGACAGCUGGGACUCCUCACGACACUCAUGAGGAUAAACAGCAAAGAAAAUGGAUGGAUGGAUCACAAGGCACCAAUGUUUUUAUUUUAUUUUUUUCUGACAAUGUACCAUUGUAAUCCAUCCAUCCAUUUUCCGAGCCUCUGAUCCUCACAAGGGUUGUGGGGGUGCUGGAACCUAUCCCAGCUACCUUCGGGCAGGAGGCGCGGUACACCCUGAACUGGUCGCCAGCCAAUCACAGGGCACAUGGAGACAAACAACAGUCGCAAUCACACCUCGGGGCAAUUCAGAAUCUCCAAUAAAUCCAAGAUGUGGGAGGAAACCGGAGUGCCCGGAGAAAACCCACGCAGGCACAGGGAAGAACAUGCAAAGUCCACACAGGCGGGGCCGGGAUUGAACCCCGGUCCUUAGAACUGUGAGGCAGAUGCUUUAACUCGUCUAUUCACCGUGCCGCCAACAUUGUAAUUUCAGUUUCAAAACAAUCCAAACACAUGAAUGUAAAAUGUUUUACAACUGUUACGUAGUAGUAGUUAGUGGUGUUGGAUAUUAAUGUUUUUACCUAUUUAGUGGUUACUUAUAAAUUUCACUGUCGCUCGCGCACACACAGAUGCACGCACACAUACACACAAAGUAUUGCCGCCCGUAUAAUCCCAGUCAUCAGUUACAGCUCAGCCCGUUUUGUUUUGUCUGCGUCGGCCGCGGAUUCGACGCCGUCGCCAACCGACGCGCCGACGCACGAUGCCAUUGGCUGCGCAGGGUCCCCGAAACAGAGCGCGAGACGGUCCCCUCCGAUGACGCAGGUGUGAACGUGGACAGAUAAGAAGGCACAGCACGGGUUUUGUCUGCAGGAUUACAGUUCAGCACCAGUCACGCGUCAGUGCUCGCAGAAUUAGGGGCUAGUCCAAAAUGUUGUUGCCUUCGUAUCAAGAUCAGAAUGUGAAAUGUUCAGUUAUAUCAUCAAUACCGUCAUUGUUGUUUCAGUUUUUGUUUGUCUGGGACUCACUCUUGCGUGGCUUUGUCCGUUUGUAAUAAUAUGCAUGAGAAUGUUCGUUUGCAUUUUAUCACAAAAAUUCAAUACAUUAAAAGUAAAUCACCUCAGCAGAGUGUGUGUUGGGGGGGGGGCAAAUCUAGUAUUAUCUUCGUAUCGCUAUUGCUACCAUUUUGAUGUAACUUCUAAAAACUACAAGUAUGAUAUUUGACCAAUGAUGCUCUGACCCGGAGAACUCAACUCCAUUCACUUCACAAGCGGCAGAUACGCAGACAGUAACCAACUACUGUAUUCAUUUUUGUUUAAUGUGCAGUAUUUCUGUGUUAUUGAGCAUUAUCAUAUUAAGAACAUGUAAUUACAUAUAUGUGUAUCUUCAUUGAAUCCCCACGUUUCCGUAUCAGCAUUCACUUGUUCACAAACUUUUACCUAUCCUUGUUCACACAUUCUUAUUCGGAAAUGUUGCAAGCCAAUCCCCUGCUUGUGUGUGUGUUGUGUGUUGGUGCGCAGACAUUUUUGUUCAUGCCACUGAGGACAAGCGUUAAAUAUUCGGAUACAGUAUUAAGAAAAGCGGCUUCAAGCCAUUUAAUGCCACUACCAGUUGAAGUUUACCGACAAGCUAGAGAGAA